AUGGAGGACCCUGAAAAGAAACUGAAUCAGAAAAGCGACGACAAACCCCGAAAAGUACGAUUUAAAAUCUCCUCUUCCUACAGCGGUCGAGUGUUGAAGCAGGUUUUUGAGGAUGGGCAGGAAUUAGAGUCACCCAAAGAGGAGUACCCUCACAGUUUUCUCCAGGAGGCCCUGGAACCAAUGGACGGCGUUUACGGCUCUGGGGAAGCCCCCAAGCCCGAACUGUACUCCCCCAAGCCUCAGCUGUACUCCCCCAAGCCUCAGCUGUACUCCCCCAAGCUGACUGCUCAGAGGAUCAGCGUGUUUAGAGACGGCAGUGCCUACACUCUGGCCGGCAGCCAGCCUCUGUUCAAUGACUACAAGGCGAAUGACCGUAAGCCUCCACCUAUUAUAGACUUUGGGAAGAUAAUAAUCUACACGAACAACCUGAAAAUCAUCCGAACCCCGAUGGACAAAAGGGACUUCAUGAGGAAAAUCCUCCAAAAGGAAGAGAUUGCUGAGGAAGACUGUCUGUUGAGCACAGGAGAAAAUGAUGGAGACAGGGAGCAGAAUGGCAGCCCCCUGCCAGAGACGGAGCACACAUUUCUCCAGAAUCAGCACACACAGGAUGGGUUGGUCCCUGAGGACAAUUGUCUCCACUGCCAGGGGUCUGGCAUCACCACCUGUUCUCUGUGCCAUGGCAGCAAGUUCUCGAUGCUGGCUAACAGAUUCAAGGAGUCCUAUCGAGCCCUCAGGUGUCCGGCCUGCAACGAGAAUGGCCUGCAACCUUGCCAGAUUUGCAACCCAUAGCUCGUAGCUCUGGUUUUCACAUCUGCCUUCAUUGCACGCUCUCACACGUUACUCCUAAUAAGCUACCCCUCUUCUUCCUGCCUCUCUCAGAAAGGAAGCCUGCUGCAGCUGCAAUCACUCCUAUCGCUAGCAAAUCUCAAAUUAUUUGAUGACGUUUUUGAAGCUGGUAACAUCUCUGCAUGGGUCUGAGUAACAGGGGCAUUUUUGAAUUGGAAGCUGCU
Messenger RNA from Psammomys obesus (fat sand rat), 1010 nucleotides. RefSeq names its product glutaredoxin and cysteine rich domain containing 2 (gene Grxcr2). The record is from RefSeq and is a predicted model, not a curated record. Gene Ontology annotation, biological process: sensory perception of sound. NCBI's taxonomy places the organism in Eukaryota, Metazoa, Chordata, Mammalia, Rodentia, Muridae. The transcript has 3 exons. Gene Ontology annotation, cellular component: microvillus; stereocilium shaft; stereocilium base. The coding region runs from base 1 to 789 and encodes 262 amino acids.